GUUAUGCGGUUGGACCGGGUCCGUCCUGCGUACGGUCCGGGAAAACGUGCUGCUAAAACGUGCGCCAGGAAGCCGGUUCUUCUCUGCGAAUAUGCCAAAAGCAGCAAGGAGCAAAGGAGGUGGGCAGGAGAGGAAAGUCGUCCAUCCUUACAGCAGAAAAGCUGCUCAACUUACAAAAGAAACACAUAAAAAGGACAAAAAAGAAAAGUUGAAAAAUGAAAAGGCCUUUCGUCUCAGCAUUAUAGGUGAAAAAUUGCUCUGGUUUCAGAGCCACCUUGACCCCAACCAGGUGGAAUACACAAAAAAAGAAGCCUGCAAACUAACAGAAAAUUAUUUGCAGAGAUUUAGUGAUGAGCUGGAGCAAAUUGAACUGCGUAACAGCAUUAAAGGAAGAAAGGCAAGACAGCACAUUUCUAGGGAAACAGUGAUCAAGCAGACUAUGGAACGUGAAAGACAGCUGUACGAAGGAUAUGGACUUGAUAUCCCUGACAUUGUGAACUGUAAGCAUCUUAAAACUUUCAGAGACUGGGAUGGUGACCUGAAGAAACUGCCAAACAUUAAAAUGAGAAAGAUAUCUAUUAAUGAUGCCCUUAGUGGUAAGAUGGAAGGGGCAACCACUGAAGCGGAAAAGGAAUUAUGUGAAGCAAAGGACAUGGACUAAUGAGCACCAACUUCUCUGGAAGAUGAAAGGUGAAGCAGAAUGCCAAGCUACCAUUUUAAUUAUCAAUGGAAGCAGGAUGAAACUUCAUUUUUACUUAUGUGAAAAGAACCACCUCUGGCUAUGACUAGCAUUGUAACUUGUGAAAUAUUGGUACAAGUUGUCAUUGUUGUUUAAAAAUAAGUAAUGUAUUAAUAUUCAUAAAGGCAAGAAAGACAAUCUUUCUUGUAACAUAAACAAGUCGAUGUUAAUAUAUUAUAACCUGAUUCUGGUUAUGCUAAAAGUCCUUGAAAGCAACAGGGAGUGGGAUUUAAAGAGCAGCAGAAGAGAGCUAAGCUUUUUUUCACUUUUGUUGCCAUAAUGUCUGAUAUGAUGCUGAUUGAUUUUAACUUACACUUUUCUAUAUUGCUGGACACACUUCAGUAGCUCUAGCAUAGCCUUUGCCCAACCUGGCACCUUCCAGAUGUGUUGGACUGCAGCAUCCAUAAUUCCCCACCAGGGUUGGCCAUAGGGGAAGAUGGCCAGCGGCUGUGCUGCCUGGCAAUUGUAGGAGUUCCAUUUCAGCAUGUCUGGAGGGCUCUGGGGUUGGGUAAGGCACCUUUAGGGGGUGGCAGUAGCACAAUCAAGGCAAUAGCAUUUAUGCAGUGACACUCCAUAGUGCAUUCUUAAAGGUGCUAGUACUGUUACUGUUAUCUCCUUGUCACAGUAUCUCAUUUUUCAAUCUAUCUAGUUCAUCUCUUGUCUCUUGGAGGAAGUGACUCCAAUAUGUUUGACCAUCUUUCCAAUCCUAGAGACUAAAACUUGUAAAGGACCGCUUAUCCAGUCUCUUCUUCCUCAAAUACCCUUCAAGAUGGCCUUAGUGGCCUGGAGGCUGGGUGCAGUUUCUAGUUGUUAGUCACUUGCUUAUGUAAGUGUCAGCUCUUAGUAGGCUUUGGUUUCCUUUCCUCUGAUGGGUGGAUGGGGAAAGAAAAGAAUGGUAGAAACUAAACUUGAUUAACUGGGAUGACAUGGAAUUACAAGUCUAAAACAAACAUGAAAUGGUGUUUUGGCAUUUUUCUUUUAAUGUGCAUAAUAUUUCUGUUAUAUACAAGCUUAAACAGGAAUUUCUACCAUUCAGGAUUAAUUCCAUUGACAGGAUUAAUUUCAAUUUUCCCCACUCCUAAUGAAAAAUGUCAUUUUUAAUCUAAGUCAGAACUUUUUUUGGAUACUGAUAUGAUUUGGAUAAGAGCAAAAUAGUGACAUUUAGCCAAAGAAGAAUGCUUUAUGGAAUUACUUGGCACCACAUAUUUGACAUGAAUUUGAAAUGCUAGUGAUGGGAAAUAGGUAAGAACACUUCUAAAUUAUUUUCUUAUGUGUUCUCAGUGCACAUAAACCUCAGUGUUUGGAGGCUCAGUGUUCAUAAGCCUCCAAAUCCUAAGGCUUAUGUGCAUUCAGUGCAUGGUGCAAGGUUCAAUGGCAAUUUCUACUACUACAUACCUUGCACCCUACACAUAGUGUGAGCAGUCAGUUUCAGAAAUCCAGGUGGAUUGGAGUGUUCAAAUGGGAAAAGAAUGAGGCUGGAGCCCCAUUUGGAUACAAUGUAAGCUGCCUGGCCCCAGCUUCCCCCC
This is a messenger RNA of Varanus komodoensis (Komodo dragon), 2265 nucleotides long. RefSeq names its product translation machinery associated 16 homolog (gene TMA16). The record is from RefSeq and is a predicted model, not a curated record. Lineage: Eukaryota; Metazoa; Chordata; Lepidosauria; Squamata; Varanidae. Gene Ontology annotation, cellular component: nucleus. The coding region runs from base 92 to 661 and encodes 189 amino acids. The transcript has 7 exons.